Molecule: messenger RNA, 990 nt
Organism: Exophiala viscosa
Lineage: Eukaryota; Fungi; Ascomycota; Eurotiomycetes; Chaetothyriales; Herpotrichiellaceae
Exons: 2
Coding region: 114-746 (210 amino acids)
Source: RefSeq, a predicted model, not a curated record
CAGGCUUCUGCAUCAACCUCGAGAAGUCUAUCGACUUCAGCGACUUUAUCUCACACCUAGCUCAGUCCACUCUCCGGAUCCCCAGUUUGGAAGAUAUCACGGAGUACGCUAGUAUGAACGGAAAAACCCUGUCACAGAUUGCACGCCACGCCAUCUACUGGGCUGACCCCUUGUUCCAACAGCCUGGCAAUGCAGAUGCAGGUCGCAAGGAUCUAGACUAUGUCAAGCUCAUGGACUCGCUCUACCCACCCCGCGGAUCGGACUCCUCGUCCAACGACGAAACCUUGGCCGACCCACAAACCCUCGAGAAGAUCGCCGAGGCGCGCAAGAACAACUCUAAGAUCAAAAAAUGGUGCCUUGAGAUGCUCAAUCUUAUUCGCACUAACAAGGCAGAUUUCAGCAGCGCUGUCAAGGCUGGUCGCUUCGUCAUGCCUGAAGGCCUUGUUGCCUGCGUUGUCGCGGUUGGGGAUCGACGCGCGUACCGGGAGAACUUUUAUUACUCGCCAUGGCGGCAGAUUCUAUCAGAAACCAUCGCAAUCCUGGACACUUCAAACUUCAAGGGGGUAAUGACCUUCUUUCAUAAGUACCCUAAGGCUCACGUGAGUACUGCCGUCAGAAGCUGUUAUGCAUUAAUUCCCCGCUACGAGAGAUUGCUCGUGUUCCUUGCUGAUAUUUCGACCACAGUUAAAAGGCUCAUCCCAAGCUCGCGUGGAAGAUGCGCUUGCAAGUUUCUAUGCUCGUCAUGAAAACAGCCGUAUGCUGGGCCUGAAGGUCGACAAAUCGCCCUAUUACCACGCCGACCGCGUGAACGACGCCGCGCGCCAUGCCAUUUUCCAAGAAGAGCUGCGCACCGCUCUCCUUGUUUUGCAAGACGUGGACCGAUGCCGAGAACGCUUGAAAGCUCUCAACUCGGUGACCAGUCAACACCACUCGUUAGAAGAGCUCCCUGAUGACGAAGAUGAUGACCAAGGCAGUGGCCUAAAGCGUGUU